Messenger RNA from Folsomia candida, 1233 nucleotides. Its product is annotated as valacyclovir hydrolase. The coding region runs from base 289 to 1164 and encodes 291 amino acids. NCBI's taxonomy places the organism in Eukaryota, Metazoa, Arthropoda, Collembola, Entomobryomorpha, Isotomidae. The record is from RefSeq and is a predicted model, not a curated record. The transcript has 7 exons.
AAAAACGAUAGAAGAUUGUAGUUCAUGAGAAAUUUUUAAAUUAACGAAGCUAACUUUUUAGUUAACUUAUUUGUUAACUUAUUAGUAUUAUUUGAGUUAGUUAACAUAUUUGUUCCACUUUCCACUACUGGUAUUACAGAUAUUCCAUGAUCCAGUUUGUUUGUAUGCAGUCAGCUGGGAACUAUAAACAGCAAAAAAUUAAAACUUGAUAGAAAAUAAAAUCGAAAGUUAUAAGAAUCAUAAUUAAAAGUUCCGUUUCAUAUUCAGUUGGUUGCACUUUGGUCAGCCAUGAAAAUUCUGAAUGACUUGUUCACAAAAUAUUUGCGUCCUAGGAAUAGGAUACUGACCAAUCCUGGUGGUAACAAAAGAUAUAUCCAUUUACAACGACCGGUAAUGGUCCAGUCGAAAAUACUCGUGGACAGUUUGCAGAUAAAUUUUGAUAAACUUGGGAAUGGACCUCAUCCUGUUCUUUGCAUGCCCGGUGCUUUAGGUUUUAUUGAAUCUGAUUUUGGACCAAUUCUUAAUAAAUUUGAUACCCAAAAGUUUACGAUCAUCACAUGGGACCCUCCAGGUUACGGAAAAAGUCGUCCUCCAAAUCGAGACUUCUCUGGGGGUGCAAAAUUCUUUUAUCGCGAUGCAAACUGGGCUAAUAACUUGAUGCAGGCUCUUGGCUAUAAAAAGUAUUCUAUACUUGGGUGGAGCGAUGGAAGUAAUACAGCAAUGGUUAUGGGCUUUAAGUACCCGGACGCUAUUAAGAAGCUAGUACUUUGGGGUGGAAACUCAUUCAUCACACAGGAAGAUGUCAACUUAUACAAAAAGGUUGAGAACAUCGAUAAUUGGUCAGCUGGAAUGAAAGCCCCGAUGAUUAAAAUGUAUGGCGAAGAAUAUUUUCGCCAGUCGUGGUCGGCAUGGACAAAACUUUUUGUCGACAUUUUUGAAACAGAGAGGGGCGAUUUGUGCAAGGAAGGCAUAAAACAAAUCUUGAAGCCAACUCUUAUCCUUCAUGGCAUGAAGGAUGCUAUGGUGCCAUUUGAACAUGCAAAGUAUAUCCACAAUAAUAUUAAGGACUCCCGGCUCCAUGUAAUGCCGGAAGGGAAGCACAAUCUUCACAUCAAAUUCGCAGAUGAAUUUAUUCCAAUAGUUCAAAAGUUCUUGGAAGAAUGAAACUUUUUCUCCGUAAAUUGAGCAAAUAAAAUAAAUCUGCACACGAUUACCGUUCUGCUUCACCCAUCA